AUGUCGUGGAGAAGCCAGGGAAUCACGGGCUCCAACAACAUCCCGUUGGGAAAGCGCCGUUUUGGCGGCGAGGACGAGGAGUACCCCGAAGCUCCUCCCCCCCCUAGCAAUGACUAUGGCAACGGCAUCAACAACGACAACGGCAGCGGCAACGGCGAGUUGAAGCGUGGUCGCAGCCCUGAGCCACGUUCCGAUGCCGAUGGCCCUCGUCGCAGAAAGAAGAGAAACCGUUGGGGUGACGCGUCGGAGAACAAGGCUGCUGGAUUGAUGGGCUUGACCACCGCCAUCACGGCCAACAUGACCGGCGAGCAGCUGGAGGCCUACACCCUUCAUCUUCGCAUCACGGAAAUCAGCCAGAAGCUUCGUAUUGAUGACGUCGUCCCCGCCGAUGGAGACAGAUCUCCCUCUCCUCCCCCCCAGUACGACAACCAUGGUCGCCGUAUCAACACCCGCGAAUACCGCUACCGCAAGCGCCUCGAGGACGAGCGUCACAAGCUCAUCGAGAAGGCCAUGAAGACCAUCCCUAACUACCACCCGCCACAGGAUUACCGCAGGCCCACCAAGACCCAGGAGAAGGUCUACGUGCCUGUUAACGAUUAUCCAGAGAUUAACUUCAUCGGCUUGCUCAUCGGACCUCGUGGCAAUACUCUGAAGAAGAUGGAGGGAGAAUCUGGCGCCAAGAUUGCCAUUCGUGGCAAGGGCUCCGUCAAAGAAGGAAAGGGCCGGUCGGACGCAGCUCACGCCAGCAACCAGGAGGAAGACCUUCACUGCCUCAUCAUGGCGGAGACGGAAGAAAAGGUCAACAAGGCCAAGAAGCUCAUUCACAAUAUUAUUGAGACGGCUGCUUCCAUCCCCGAAGGCCAGAACGAGCUCAAGCGCAACCAGCUUCGUGAGCUCGCAGCUCUCAACGGAACUCUCCGUGACGACGAAAACCAGGCCUGCCAGAACUGCGGUCAGAUCGGCCAUCGCAAGUACGACUGUCCCGAGCGACAGAACUACACUGCCAGCAUCAUCUGUCGUGUCUGUGGCAAUGCCGGACACAUGGCCAGAGACUGUCCCGACCGACAAAAGGGUGCCAGCUGGCGCAACGACGGUGCCGGCAGUGGCAGAGGUCCCGCUGGCCGCCUCGGAAGCGGAGACGCUGUCGAUCGCGAGUACGAGCAACUCAUGCAAGAACUCGGCGGCGGCUCUGCCAGCGGUGCUGCUCCCGCACGCAUUGAGGCCGGCCCUGGUUCCUUCAACAACGGUCCCAGCGGUGGCGGUGAUGCGAAGCCCUGGCAACGUGGCCCGACCGGUGGUCCCGCUCCCUGGCGCAGCCGUAACAACGACUCGCGUGAUGAUCGUGACCGCGACCGCGACCGCGACGGCGGUGACGGAGGCGGCGGCGGCGGCGGAGGUGGUGGAGGUGGUGGUGCCGCUCCAUGGGCCCGCGACCGCAACCGCCGCGAUGAUCAUGCUGGUGGUGACAGCUACUACGGCGGUGGUGGCGGCGGCCAAGGCUAUGGUGGUCAGCCAUCUGCCCCCGCCGCUCCAGGUGCCGCCCCGUGGCAUCAACCUCCUGGAACCCAGAACGGCUACGCUGCCUACGGUGGCUACCCCGGAUACGGUGCUCCCCCUGGCAUGGCCGCGCCUCCUCCGAACAUGCCCCCUCCUCCGCCUGGUGCUCCUGGCCUCGGAGCUCCUCCAGGCCUGGCGGCGAGCGGUAUCCAUGCCCUGAUUCAGCAAUACGCCGGCGAUGCUCCCCCGCCGCCUCCUUCGGACAAUGCGCCUCCUCCUCCCCCCAGCGACCAACCUCCCCCACCCCCCCCUGGCGCCUGA
Molecule: messenger RNA, 1818 nt
Organism: Colletotrichum higginsianum IMI 349063
Lineage: Eukaryota; Fungi; Ascomycota; Sordariomycetes; Glomerellales; Glomerellaceae
Product: Zinc knuckle
Exons: 6
Coding region: 1-1818 (605 amino acids)
Biological process (GO): regulation of mRNA splicing, via spliceosome
Cellular component (GO): nucleus
Molecular function (GO): zinc ion binding; mRNA binding
Source: RefSeq, a predicted model, not a curated record